Molecule: messenger RNA, 480 nt
Organism: Centruroides sculpturatus (bark scorpion)
Lineage: Eukaryota; Metazoa; Arthropoda; Arachnida; Scorpiones; Buthidae
Product: cytochrome P450 4C1-like
Exons: 4
Molecular function (GO): iron ion binding; oxidoreductase activity, acting on paired donors, with incorporation or reduction of molecular oxygen; heme binding
Source: RefSeq, a predicted model, not a curated record
CUAUGUCAUGGAGUCUUUAUUUCCUGGGAAGAUUCCACGAAAUACAGGACAAAGUGUAUCUGGAAUUACAGAGCAUUUUCGAAAAUGACAUGAAUAAAAAUAUUACAGUUGAUGAUUUGCUGAAAAUGACUUAUUUAGAAUGCGUUAUAAAGGAGUCGAUGAGAAUCUGUCCUCCUGCUCCUGUCAUUGCAAGAGAAAAUCUGUAUGAAAUAAAAAUAGAUGAUUAUAUUUUACCACCAAAAUCUUCUAUCUCAAUUUGCAUCCAUGCUAUUCACCACAAUCCUUCUGUUUAUGAAAAUCCAGAAGUGUUCGAUCCAGAUCGUUUCCUGCCCGAAAACUUUAAAAAACUUCAUCCUUAUGCUUUUCUGCCAUUUUCCGCUGGUCCACGAAAUUGUCUCGGAUUUAAACUUGCGAUGGUUGAAAUGAAAACCAUAUUAGCUAAUGUUCUUCGGAAUUUUAAAGUUUACUCUUUGGAUCCUC